Haliotis rubra (blacklip abalone) is the source of this 900-nucleotide messenger RNA. Its product is annotated as somatostatin receptor type 5-like. Lineage: Eukaryota; Metazoa; Mollusca; Gastropoda; Lepetellida; Haliotidae. The coding region runs from base 1 to 900 and encodes 299 amino acids. Gene Ontology annotation, biological process: G protein-coupled receptor signaling pathway. The record is from RefSeq and is a predicted model, not a curated record. Gene Ontology annotation, molecular function: G protein-coupled receptor activity. The transcript has a single exon. Gene Ontology annotation, cellular component: membrane.
AUGGACACUGAAAAUCAAACUGUGUUGUCGCUGAACGCUGCAUUGGUCACUGGGUCCGUCAACGCAGUGGGUAUUGGUGGAAACAUCAUGGUCAUCAUUGUCAUUGCCAGAACGGCUGGUCUGAGAGGGUUCUCUGGUGCGCUCAUGAUCAACCAAGCCGUGGCGGAGGUCUUGCAGGAAGUUGUCAUUCAAUUUCUGAUAUACCAUUUUGCGGUUCGUCCUCCAAUGAUUCAACUUACCAUCCAUGUUCGACUUCUUCUGUUCGGCCUCAGUGGCGUUGUAUCUCACAGUUUAAGCGCCCUGUCAACAAAUCUCUACCUCGCUAUCUGCAAACAACACCAGUACAAGACCAUGGUUACAUGGAAACGGAUCGGUGCCUUCCUCUGCUGUUCCUGGAUCUUCAAUGUCCUGAUCGUCAGCCUGUACCACGUUGUUCCGUCGUUCUAUGAAGUUAACCUCGAGUCAUCUUCAGAUUUCCUGAACAUAAACCUAACACCCUCUAACUGGUGGUUCUUCCUUCUUCUGGCAGUCAACAUCGUCCUCGUCCCAAUCUCUUCAGCGGCCACGUGUUUCCUGAAAAUCCAGUCCUGCAUGAAAUGCCCCACUAUGGCCACCCUUGGUCCUCGCAACAUGGCGAAGGUGAAACUGUCUCAGACUAUCCACCUCACGACUAUAAUCUACCUCAUCACCUUCGUGCCCGUCCUCCUUGUCAUCUCACUUAAGUUUCACAUGCCGUUCGGCAAGGCGAUCUCCUGGGCAAUCUGCUCUUCGUAUUACAUCAUCAAGCUGUUGGUGUACCUCAAACUGUACAAACCGUUUCGAACGACGAUGAAGGGCAUGUUCUGCCAUAAUCGUGUUGGCGAUGCUGACUGCAGUGGCACUUUGGAAACGUCUAGGUGA